AUGAACGCGGCGGCCGAGCAUGGGCACAUUGCGAUCGUCCGCUUCCUCCACGACCACCGACGCGAGAUUUGCACGGUGGACGCGAUGGAUGCUGCGGCCAAGCACGGCGACCUUCUCGGGAUUCUGCAUUACCACCGACACGAAGGCUGCACGUCACUGGCACUGAACGCGGCGAGCACCACUAAGCACCAGAACAUCGUCGACUUCCUCCACACGCACCGAGAGAAAGGUGGCGCGACGCAGCCAUGCGCGGCCACCUCGACGUCGUCCGCUUCCUUGAUCGCCACCGACGCGAAGGCAGUCGGUCGCUCUGUCGUGGCCUACGUGCUGCCGCUCAUCGAGACGCUUCGCGUGUUGCCUGCGGCCAACGCGCCGUGCACGCAGCGGGUGCUGACGUGGGCGGCGAUGGCGGGCCAUGUUCACGUUGUCGCGUUCCUGCGGCAAAACCGGAAUGAAGGCGAUGCGAACGAAGCGCUUGCGACGGCGUUGCGCAUGGGCAUGGACCGUGUCGCGGUCAGGCUCCAGGCAGCGUCCGCGGCGGUCGUCGGGCACUGA
Messenger RNA from Saprolegnia parasitica CBS 223.65, 555 nucleotides. RefSeq lists its product as hypothetical. The record is from RefSeq and is a predicted model, not a curated record. Bases 1 to 555 code for a protein of 184 amino acids. The transcript has 3 exons. NCBI's taxonomy places the organism in Eukaryota, Oomycota, Saprolegniomycetes, Saprolegniales, Saprolegniaceae.